AUUGAAUUAAAUCGGAUUUUGCGCCAAUAGCUACGUAUAUGUAUGUAUGUAUUUAAAAUUUAAAUAUAUACAAUGAAAGGGAAAUUCUUGAUCUACAUUCUUAGCGGAUCUUCCCUUCUCCACAAGACAAGCGACAUAUAUGAUGAUAAUAAUAAUAUUAAUAUAAAAGCGUCUCAUUUCAAUAAACUGGUUUUUCUUUUUCCUAGGAAGCAAAAAAAUACAAUAAAUUUAUUCAAAUCGCGAUGAUAUAAUUAGUGGAUUUUAUUCCUUGUCUACACUUCGUCUUGAAAUGGAUAAAAAUGAGAAAAAAGAAGUUAAACAUCCAAGAGAAAAUGCAAAUAUUUUUUCAGUUCUCAGCUUUACAUGGUUGUACAAAAUUUUUUUUCUGGGAAAUAAGAAGGAAUUGGAGGUAACGGAUCUUUAUUCACCUCUUAAGGAGCAUUCUAGUCAUCGAUUGGGUGAUAAAUUAUUGAAAAUAUGGAAGGACGAGGAGAGUAAGUGUGAGAAAAAUGGAAAAACAAAACCAAAUUUAAUUAAAGUAUUGGCUCGAUGUUUUGGAAUGAGAAUAUUAUUCAUCGGUUGCUUUCAAGCUUUCACCGAACUUGUCGUCAGAAUAUGUCAGCCUGUAUUUCUAGCGAAAUUAUUAACAUUUUUCCACACUGGCGAUGCAUUCACGAAUCCUGAAGUUUUUUAUUGGGCGGCAGGACUUGUUUUAUGUUUAAUUAUUCAUUGCAUUAUCUUUAAUCUCGCUCUACACGGAAUGACUCACAUGGGAAUGAAAAUUCGCGUUGGUUGUUGUACAUUGGUUUAUAGAAAAAUUUUAAAAUUAACCAAAUGUACCAUUGACGAGGAAACAACUGUUGGUCAAAUUAUUAAUUUAUUAAGUAAUGACGUUCAUAGUUUGGAUUAUGCUUUAAAUGAUUUACAUUAUUUUUGGAUAUCUCCAAUUCAAGCAAUUAUUGUUGCAUACAUUAUGUACAUUGAAGUGCAAUCCGCUGCAAUUUAUGGAAUUUUAAUAUUAUUUCUUCUAAUUCCACUUUUAGUUUUUAUUGGAUUACAUGUUCCUAAGAUAACAAUAAAAUCCUCAUUUAAGACUGACGAUAGGCUUCGAUUAAUGAAUGAAAUAAUUAGUGGAGUACAAGUAAUAAAAAUGUAUGCCUGGGAAAAACCUUUUUCAUAUCUUGUGGAUCAAAUAAGGGCGAAGGAAAUAAGUGCAAUUAGAAAAUGUUCAUUUGUCGACGCCGUACAAAUGUCCUUCGACUCAUACAUCCCUCGUGUAUGUCUAUUUGUUACAAUUAUAACUUAUGCCUUGAUGGGAAAUCCUUUAUCUGCACACACUGUCUAUAUUAUAACAUCGUACUACAACAAUAUGCGAUAUUCUGUCAAUAUUUGCCUACAAUUCAGUGUGCAAAGAAUAGCAAAAGCUGUGGCUGCUGUAAAUCGACUAGAAAAUUUUUUAAAUUCCUCAGAAAUGGAAAAUCCAAUAAAUGAAACGCCAACUAAUGAGAAAAAUGUUAUUGAAAUUGAAGGAGCGUCAGCAAAGUGGUCUCUUGCAUGCAAAAGAGAUACUUUGAGUAAAAUUAAUUUGAAUGUAACAAGUGGUUCAAUAACGGCCAUUAUUGGUCAAGUGGGUUCAGGGAAAUCUAGCCUUCUUCAUGCAAUUCUUCGUGAAUUGCCACUCACUGAGGGAAAAUUACGAGUAUCGGGAAAAAUUGCCUACGUAAGUCAGGAGGCAUGGAUUUUUGCCUCAAGUAUCAGGCAAAAUAUUCUAUUCGGUAGGCCAAUGGAUCGCAAACGUUACGAGGCUGUCAUUAACGUUUGUCAAUUGGAUCAUGAUCUUGCCAUGUUUCCCGAUAAGGAUCAAACUAUUAUUGGCGAGAAAGGGAUAACGCUUAGCGGAGGACAGAGAGCAAGAAUCAACCUAGCUCGAGCUGUUUAUUCAGAAGCCGAUAUCUACCUCCUUGAUGAUCCCCUAUCGGCAGUGGAUACAAAAGUUGGAAGACUCAUCUUCCAGCAGUGCAUCAGUGAGUACCUUCGUGGUACAACGAGAAUCUUGGUAACCCACCAAUUCCAGUAUCUGAAGAACGUCUCAAAUAUUACUGUCCUCAAUAACGGUUCUAUUGAAGCUUCCGGCAAUUUUCAAGAACUUCAGAAUAAAGAUCUGGACCUUAUGAACGUUCGUCAGGCGACUUGUGACCUAGACGAUCAAAUAGCUGAGGAAACGACCACUACUGAUCUCCCCCGCAUCGAAUCAUCAGAAGGGCAGAUCCAGGAGCAAGAGGCAGAGGAAUUGGGAGAACAUCGUAGUUUUGGUCGUAUUGCUGGAAAAGUCUACUUCUCCUAUUUCAAGGCGGUGAAUAGUUGGUGUUUUGUGAUCAUGAUGUUCGUCGUUAGUAUUCUUAAUCAAGUGGUAGCCAGUGGUGGCGAUUUCUUCGUGGCUAUUUGGGUGAACGUUGAGGAAAAAUUGAACCGGACGGUUAUUCUCGGUGAUAGGAGUGAUGAGUUCGAUCGGUAUUGGUAUAUAGAGAUUUACGGAAUUUUGAUUCUGCUGACAAUUAUCAUGGUCUAUGUGCAGGUAUUUGUGUUCUAUGAGAUGUGCAUGAGGGCGUCGCAGAGGCUACACGCUUCUAUGUUUUCGAGAAUCAUUCGUGGAACGAUGCACUUUUUUCAUACUAACCCCUCCGGACGGAUUCUAAACAGAUUCUCAAAGGACAUUGGAGCAGUGGAUAGGCUGCUACCAAUCAGCAUGCUGGACGUUCUGACAAUUGGUCUGCUCCUGGUGGCUGUCAUCAUCAUCACAACGAGUGUCAAUCAAUGGCUGUUGAUUCCAACGAUUGUGAUGGGCUUUAUCUUCUACGUAUUCAAGGAGAUCUUCAUCAAGACGAGUCGUAGUGUCAAACGUCUAGAAGGAAUAACUCGUUCGCCAGUUGUCAAUCAUCUGAGUGCAACGCUGAAUGGCCUAACAACAAUCAGAGCAUUCGGUGCAGAAAGAAUCCUCACUAAGGAAUUCGACAAUCACCAAGAUCUUCAUUCAUCAUCCUGGUACAUCUUCUUCUCAUGCACAAGAAUUUUUGGCUACUAUCUCGAAUUCCUCUGCGCCAUUUACGUCGGCAUUGUUGUCUACUCAUUUCUUCUGGUCGAUCUUGGGGAGAACACCGGAAAUAUCGGACUCGUCGUCUCGCAAUGUAUCCUCCUAUCCGGAAUGUUGCAGUGGGGCAUCAUGCAAACGGCAGACAUGGAAAAUCAAAUGACAUCAGUCGAAAGAAUCGUCGAGUACACGAAGAUCGAAGAGGAGAAAUGCUUGGAAAGUGGUCCAGGAAAUAAAAUCCAAGACGGUUGGCCAGCAGAAGGACAAAUUGAAUUCCGUAACGUCUCAUUGCGUUACAAUCCAAAAAAAGAUCCGGUACUGAAGAAUCUCAAUUUUCUAAUUCAUCCAAAGGAGAAGGUGGGAAUUGUGGGCCGAACUGGUGCGGGGAAAUCAUCGCUAAUCACUUCUUUGUUUCGAUUGGCGCACUUGGAGGGUGAAAUUUAUAUCGAUGGACUGGCGACAAGUAAAAUGGGACUUCACGAUUUACGCUCGAAAUUGAGUAUUAUUCCACAGGAGCCUCUGCUUUUUGCCGGGAGUCUCCGAAUGAAUUUGGAUCCGUUUGAUGAGUUUAGGGACGAGGAUCUUUGGAGGGCGCUGACUGAGGUGGAACUAAAGGAGACAAUUGUAAAAAUGGAGGCUGGUUUGCAGGCGAGAGUUGCUGAUGGCGGUGGAAAUUUUAGUGUUGGACAGAGGCAGCUUUUAUGCUUGGCGAGGGCGAUUGUGAGAAAGUCGAGAAUUUUAGUUUUGGACGAAGCAACAGCCAAUGUUGAUCCACAGACUGAUGAUCUUAUUCAAAAGACUAUUAGGAGACGUUUCAAGGAUUGCACCGUUUUGAUUAUUGCUCAUCGACUUAAUACCGUUAUGGAUUGUGAUAAAUUCAUUGUCAUGGAAGCUGGUUCUAUUAUGGAAAUUGAUCAUCCCUUCAGGUUACUGGAGAAAAAGGAGGGGCACUUGUACGAAAUGGUUCAACAAACUGGACCUGAAAUGGCACAAAUACUAACAAGAAUGUCAGAAAAAAAUUAUUUGGAAAGUAGAUGAUGAAGAAGAUGAAGAAGAAGAUAGAGAGCAAAACGCAAAUAAUAUAAACAGUAUUUGAAGCAACAAAUUUCUUUUAGUAAAAUAAGUUAUUUUUGUAAGAUAUAAAAGUCUAUUUAAUAGAAUGUGUAAAAAUAAUGGCUAAAUGAUAUUUUUUUAAUUGUUACAAAGUGAAAGUUAAUAAAAAAAUAUUAAAAUUAA
This is a messenger RNA of Leptopilina heterotoma, 4324 nucleotides long. Its product is annotated as probable multidrug resistance-associated protein lethal(2)03659. Bases 290 to 4126 code for a protein of 1278 amino acids. The record is from RefSeq and is a predicted model, not a curated record. The transcript is spliced from 13 exons. NCBI's taxonomy places the organism in Eukaryota, Metazoa, Arthropoda, Insecta, Hymenoptera, Figitidae. Gene Ontology annotation, biological process: transmembrane transport. Gene Ontology annotation, cellular component: membrane. Gene Ontology annotation, molecular function: ATP hydrolysis activity; ABC-type transporter activity; ATP binding.